AUGGACGCUUUAGAACUUUCACGGUGGACUCGCUUCGCAGCCAAGGGAGGAAUAGGAAAAUGUACAGCCAUACAAGACUGUGUUGCAGAAAGUAGUGAAGAUCUUAUGUUCUUGAAAGAUGACGAAAUAAUUGUGUUAAUGCAAAUACCAGAAAACGAGGGAGUUUAUCUAGGCUACUGUGAAGGCGUUGUAGGGAAGUUCCAUGCACAAACUGUUCACUUCCAUUCAAAACUCAAACGACCUGUAAUGACCAAGCGAAACUCAUCAGCC
This is a messenger RNA of Lentinula edodes (shiitake mushroom), 270 nucleotides long. RefSeq lists its product as uncharacterized. Lineage: Eukaryota; Fungi; Basidiomycota; Agaricomycetes; Agaricales; Omphalotaceae. Gene Ontology annotation, molecular function: protein binding. The annotation marks the transcript as partial. The transcript is spliced from 3 exons. The record is from RefSeq and is a predicted model, not a curated record.